Bufo gargarizans (Asiatic toad) is the source of this 4489-nucleotide messenger RNA. It is a transcript of the gene NAIP, whose product is annotated as NLR family apoptosis inhibitory protein. Gene Ontology annotation, molecular function: cysteine-type endopeptidase inhibitor activity involved in apoptotic process. Bases 105 to 4226 code for a protein of 1373 amino acids. The transcript has 14 exons. Gene Ontology annotation, biological process: negative regulation of apoptotic process. NCBI's taxonomy places the organism in Eukaryota, Metazoa, Chordata, Amphibia, Anura, Bufonidae. The record is from RefSeq and is a predicted model, not a curated record.
UGGCUUCUGCAAACCCAAAUGAAGAUGAGAAGAAUAAUAACGAUCUCACUCAUUUAAAAGAGAUUGACCUAGAGCAGUUAAAGCAUGAAUUUUCAAAGUUUCCUAUGUUAGAUGUUAAUACUGAAAAAUUCUAUGCCAACCAGAGUGCACAACACACUGCCAUACGUGAACGUCUAGGAACAGCUUAUGAUGUUAACAUGAGGUGGGAAGCCAAGAGACUGAAAUCUUUUUUAACUUGUAAAAGAAUAUCGUUUUGGGCACCAAUGGAGAUGGCCAGUGCUGGGAUGUAUUAUACUGGUGUUGAGGAUAGCAUGCAAUGCUUCUGCUGUGGAAUUGUUCUCUUUUGUACCAGAUUGACGUUAACUCCUCGUGAACAGCAUUUACAAUUGAACCCCUCCUGUGGCUUCAUUCAAGGCAAAGAUGUGGGAAACAUUGCUAAGUAUGAGGUUCGAGUGCAGACUUCAGAGACUGGUCAAGAGUCUGCAGAGGCUUACUCAACAGAGGAGGCAAGACUAAGCUCUUAUACCAACUGGCCGUUUUAUGCAAAGAUUCAACCUGUUCACCUCGCAAGCGCAGGAUUUUACUUUACUGGUAGAAGAGAUAUUGUCCAGUGCUUCUCCUGUGCUGGCUGCCUAGGACACUGGGAGGAAAAUGAUGACCCCUGGAAAGAACACUCCAAGUGGUUCCCUGAGUGCAAUUUUCUCAUUAGUAAGAAACCUCCUGAUGAGAUUAAAGUGCUCAUUAAUUCAUACAAUGGGUUUCCUGGAUUCACGGGAAAGCAUUUCCUCACUGGAGUGAUUGGCAGCACUGAGCCCUGUCAACCAAGUUAUACAAAAAUGAGCCUCUUUCAAGAUGAGAAUGUUCGUUUGGAGUCAUUUAAAAAAUGGCCUUCAGAUGCCAAAAAAGAUACUGCUUCAAUUGCCCGAGCAGGAUUUUACUACACAGGUAGAGGAGAUAUUGUCCUGUGCAUCUCUUGUGCUGGCUGUGUAUAUAACUGGGAGGAAAAUGAUGAACCCUGUAAAGAACACGCCAAGUUUAUCCCUGACUGUCCAUUUUUGCUAAAGACAGAGACAACACCUGAAGAUCUGAAAAAUCCUGAUGAAGAAAAGAAGGACGUCCACAUGAAAGUCAGCGAUUCAAUCACCUAUAAUAAAUUCUGCCCUGUGGAAGUCAUGGAAUUAAGAAAAUCUCUGAUGGAAUUGUAUAAUAAUCCUACAUUCAGAAAAUCAUUCCCAUUUCCAGGCUCCUCUCAUGUUUCUAUUGAUUUGAGCUUACUGUUUGCAGAUGUGUUCUUUGCACUCAAGAGCGUCACAAACAGGACAUUGAAUGUCCUGACAUUACCAGAAAUUCUAACAGAUCUGAACGACAUCACCAUGAUAGAAGGGGAAGCUGGCAGCGGUAAAUCUGCUCUUCUCAGGAAGAUUGCCAUUCUGUGGGCCUCUGGGUCCUGUCCUGUACUUAGCAGGUUUAGUCUUGUGUUUUAUAUUUCCCUUUCUUCUACUGGAAGAGAGCAAACUAUGAGUGAUAUCAUCUGCCAACAACUCAUCGGAUCCUCAACUUCUCUGACAGAAGACAGUCUAGCAGAAAUGAUAAAGCAGUUUAAGAACCAGGUUCUGUUCUUGCUGGAUGACUACGGCAUGAUAGACUCAUCUCCAGAAUCCAUAGAGGAACUAAUAAAAAUGAACCACUGGAAUAGAGUGAGUCUGGCAGUCACUGUGAACCCAGAUAAGGGUCGUAAUCUUCGCCAAUAUGCAAGGACUAUACUGAGCAUCCAAGACUUUCCCACCUGUAGCUCCAUCUUUUUUUUAAAAAAUCUUUUCUCACACAAUUUAUCAAUUGUGGACAGAAUUACCAAUGAGCUGAUAUCUACUGACACAUUGCGGUUAGUUUUAAAGUCUCCUCUUUUUGCUUUCUGCUUAUGUGUUUUAUGGGUACAAGACCCAGCUGAAAAAAUAUCAGGGGACAUGAUGGUAUGGAAGUCCUAUCUGAUGCAUGUCAUGUUGAGAUAUCCUACUGAAAGAGAGAAAAUAAAUGCUGUUGUGUCUUCAUGUGAAGAAUUUGCAAUUGAAAGCAUCUUUAAAUUACGCUUCGAAUUCACACACGAGGACCUAAGAGAAUCUGCAGUGAACGUCAAUGAUGCUGUUAAAUAUAAAAUAUUGAGCAUGUUCACCGCACAGAGACUCCGACCCAUUUUUAAAUUUCUUCACCCUUCAUUUCAAGAGUUUUUAGCUGGAAAACGAAUGAAUGAACUUUUGCAGUCUGGAGAUGCAACAGAGAAGGAGAGAGGCUUGUCGUUCCUCCAAAGCAUUAAUACCAUCUCAAAAGUCCAUGGACGUUUCUUCUAUUUCUUAAAGUAUACAUGCAUGCAUUCCCCUGAAACUACAGCAAUGGUCAUCUCCCAUAUGUUCAGUUUACUGGAAAGUAGAGAAGUAUUUCAUGGUCAGCGAGAUAAAAAGGAUAUUCACCUACAACAACACCCUGAACUAAAAGUCAUGGACAUAUCUGACAAUUUAUUUAAAGAGAUGGACAUUUUUAAAAGCCUUAUCAACGUUCCAGGCAUGGACUCUCAUGAUUAUAUGAUUGAAGGUAUAUUGAGUGCGGCUAUUGCAAUAGCUAAUGAGAGCAAUCACCUGCCUCACUGUGUACCCAUCCUAUUGAUGUUUCUCAAAGGAAAAACAAUAUCUGUGCUCUUGUCAAAACCAAAUAUGAGACUGCUUGGAUUUCUUCAUAGAUAUCCAGAAGGACUUUCGUUAAUGGAGAGAAUGGAAAUACAUGUACCUCAAGCUACUAUGGGUUUAAACCUGAAUUUUUUGACUAGUGAGAGCUUUAGAUCUAUGUGGCCUGUCCCAACGGUUGAUGAGGACUAUUACAAAGCAUUUGAGCUUUCAUCUGAUCUUCUAAAAAGGGCACGUAUGCCAGAAUUGGAUUAUAUGGGUGUAAACAUUGAUGAUCUAUCCACCCUUGGCUUCACUCCAGACAUUCACAGGAUCAUGUCACUUACUGUCAAAGUGCAUGGUUGUCCCGUUGAGAGCGACAACAUCCUGGUUAAUAUUAUGUUUUUCUGUAGUCUUUCCACUCAAAUUGAUCUGGAUUUAAACAGUUGCCCAGGAUUUCUUGAAAAUUUGUGGCCCUGCAUAGAUGAAUACAAAACCUCCAUUGCCAGUCUCAGUAUUACAUUUACAAAGCUGACCGUAGAGGACCAAGAAUUGAUUACCCAUCUGACUGCAUUGCAAAGUCUGAAGAUAAUUUCAAUGCCACCACCAGAAUUUGUACUGUUAAAUAUACAGGCUUUCAAAGCACUGAAAGAACUUGUGGUGUGCUGUCCCAUGGAUGACAAUAAAUGGGAAGUCAUUGAUCUUCUAUCAGAUGAAUUUAAAAGCAUGCACAAUAUUGAAAAGAUUGUUUUUGAGAAUAUUAACAUGGAAAGACAUGCCGGCCGAUUAGCCAGUUUUAUUGAGCAUUUCCAUAAUCUGAUCUCUUUUAAAAUGGAAUGUAAAUACUGCCCUGGGAUUGGGAAUAUUAUCAAUUCAUUAUGUCGGAAUGGAAAGCUGCAAGAACUCCGGUUUCCAGAACUCUUAUUUCAUAACCAGGAAAUUAUCCAUCUGGGUUCUGCUUUACCCUCACUCAGAAAUCUAAAGAUUUUGGAAAUAGAAUUUGAUUAUUCUGCAAAGGCUGAGCCAGUGAUAGCAUUUGUUGAAGGCUUAGCCUGUCUGGAACACCUUGAAGAAUUUACAUUUCCUGGUGGAGAUGGUGUUCGAGAAACUAUGACGUCCUUCAUUCAGACACUCCAGCAUAUGCCCAAACUCGCCAAUCUCACCAUACAGCGUCGAUUAUUAAAUGACAGCAGCCUGCUGGAGUUAGCCAAAAUAAUAGCUGCCGGCCAUUUGAGAAAUCUCCAGAAAUUAGACCUCGAUAAUAACCUCCACAUCACGCAGUCUGGAUGGAGAGACUUCUUCCUUCUACUAGAUAAUCUGCCAAAAUUAACCGUUCUUCAUAUUUCCAGAACGAUUUCUCACCAGUAUGUAACGGAUCCUGUGACCUUUAUUACUUUAACCCAGAGUGUGUCCCGACUUCAUAGCCUGGAGACAUUGUCUAUGUUAGGCUGGUUGCUUGAUGACAAAGACAUUGAGAUGUUUGAUUCAAUGAAAAUGAAGCAUCCACAGUCAAAGGUGUUAACCUUAUUCUGGAAAUGGACACUGCCAUUCUCCCCAGUACUCACCAAAUAAAUUCCAUUAUUGCAUAACCAAGGGCAGAUUUAGGUAAAGGCACAGUAGGUCUGGCCAGACGUAUGCCAAAAGGCCACUCUUUGGCCUACUAUAGAAUCUAUAGAAUUCUAUGGACAUGUCCAGUAUAUAUGUUGGGAACGUUAGGUGUACCCAACAAACACAUGUAAAUAGAGCCUUAGUAUACUAACAUUACAGUGGUCCCCAACCAUUAUGGUACCACGGACCAGUUCCAUGCAAGACAAUUUUCCCACAGACCAGGUGUG